Cooperia oncophora is the source of this 447-nucleotide messenger RNA. NCBI's taxonomy places the organism in Eukaryota, Metazoa, Nematoda, Chromadorea, Rhabditida, Trichostrongylidae. The record is from the annotation of a GenBank genome assembly.
AUGCCGUUAUCAGUUCCAACAACGGUUUUUUUUCAGAUCAAAGAGAACAUUGAAUGCGAAAUCUUCGGUUCCCUGCUCGAAGAGGCACGCGAUUCUUAUAAGGAAGAGAUUAUCCAUGAACUACAAUCUGAAACGGUGGAUCAGAUGCACGCCAAUAUGUGUCAAAUGUGGCAACGCAUUCGAUAUGGAGUGAGGUGGAAACCGGCCGAGCGGCUUGCUUUGGCAGCUCGUGCGCUCGAUAUGAAGUCAGUGAAGUCAGUCGAUAUUUCGCUGGAUCCAUUGCAUAACGGAACAGCGUCGAUUAGGAAAUUCUGGGAAUGCAUAAUGAGUCCAAAGGUUAGGUUAACGAACCCAACUCUCAAGGUGUCAGCUGAAGUGCGCAACGACCGACAACCUCCAUUCUUCAUUGCUACAUUAGGUACGUUUCAUUUGAGCAGCAUUGGAUAA